Molecule: messenger RNA, 2135 nt
Organism: Pungitius pungitius (ninespine stickleback)
Lineage: Eukaryota; Metazoa; Chordata; Actinopteri; Perciformes; Gasterosteidae
Gene: tmed1b
Product: transmembrane p24 trafficking protein 1b
Exons: 5
Coding region: 16-915 (299 amino acids)
Biological process (GO): endoplasmic reticulum to Golgi vesicle-mediated transport; Golgi organization; intracellular protein transport
Cellular component (GO): endoplasmic reticulum-Golgi intermediate compartment; Golgi apparatus; endoplasmic reticulum
Source: RefSeq, a predicted model, not a curated record
GCAUCUCUACCUGAGAUGGUUCCGAGUGAAGACCUCAGCCCUGCACUGAUUGGAGGAAUGUUGCUACUCUUCCUCAUCCGAUUGGCCCGCGCCCUCUUUCCUGUUCCGGGGCCUCCAGCCAAUCACGGCAUCGGAAAGUUCAGCUGCGGAAGAGGGAUGAGAAGGAGAUGGCUGAACUUAGAUAGCCGUGCGUUUGCUAAUAUCUCCACCAUGGACCUUCUGCGGAGCAAUGCGCGUGCCGCAGGACGCCUGCUUGUCCUCGCGGUGGUGUUCGGCUGGUGUCUCGGGGCCGUGAGCUCUUUCGGACAGAACCUAGACAGCGAGUUCACGUUUCUGGUGCCAGCCGGAAGACUCGAGUGUUUCUAUCAAUCAGCAUUAAAGAACGGAACGAUGGAGGUCGAGUACCAGGUGAUAGCGGGUGCCGGUAUGGACGUCGACUUCACCAUCACGUCUCCAGAAGACGUCCAACUCGUCGUGGAGUCUCGGCGCUCAGACGGAGUCCAUGUUGUGGAGCCUACCGUGGAGGGAGACUAUCAAAUCUGUUUCGACAACAGCUUCAGUCGCUUCUCAGAGAAGAUGGUGUUCUUUGAGAUAAUCAUCGAGGGUCAGGGAGGAGAUGUGGGUGGAGAUGAAGAGUGGCCGGGGUUGGAGGAGCCUGAUGGAAGCCUUCUGGAGUACAAGCUGGACGACAUUCGGGAGUCCAUGGACGCUCUGCACAAGCGCCUGCAGCGCAGCCACCAGAUGCAGACGGUGCUGCGGGCCUUUGAGGCGCGGGACCGGAUCCUUCUGGAAGACAACCUGUGGAGGGUGUCGUUCUUUUCCUCUGCGGGGGUGCUGGUGAUGCUGUGUGUGGCCCUUACUCAGGUCUACACAGUGCGUAAACUGUUUGACGAUAAGCGGAGGGUCUGCACAUAGGGGGGCCGUGCUGCAGCAUGACGGAGGAGAGCGAGUACGAGAUGUUCAGCUGGUUCAGACCACGCUCUGCUAUUUUUCAUUGUCUCCUCGAACACACAUCGGUUUUUAAUUGAUUUUACUUUGGGAAUCCUCUUUUACUUCAGUUAGUGGGCAAUAAUAAAAUACUAUUGAACCAUUGACGGUAACCAGAGCAGGAGGUUAUUUGGUUUCAUUUAGUGCCUUUUAAUGUGAAAUCUUACCACAAACCAAUGAGGAAAUGCAUUUAAAAAAAGACACUGCCUGCAUAGACGGAACAGCAGCUUGUAGCUUAACUGGUGGGGUUUUUAUAACAUUCUGCCCAAGGGGAACUUAUCCAUACAAAGGUUAGCGGUCGGUUUACAAGGGAUGACAAUGUGCAAUAGGGUUGUUGGCGUAUUUGUUCUUCCUGAAAGUUAAAGAUCCCUCCACCACAUUAGUGAGGCGUCCAUCUGACGCGGCGUUUACGUGGUUACAGGUCACUUCUUUUGAGAUGUUCUGAUUCCUCUUUACAUGUCAGCUCAAGUCCAAGCUGACGUGUUGGUCAGUGAGGAUCUACAAUCACAAAGGGGCUUUGCAGUGGGAGCUGAUAAUGUCAAACGUGUCAGUAGUCUUCCAGACAACUUUGUAGUACGUGUGUGUGUGUGUCAGUUCAGAUAUGGAUGGGCAUAAUUCAGUGAACAUACGGAGUGUUAGCUGUGUGUUUUGGGCUUUGGUUCGGUCUGCUAGAUCAAACUUAUGUUUCUUUUCUCAUGUAUGUUUGUUUUAACAGAACUUGACAUUUUUAUUUCGCUCAGGCAGCCAUUGUUUAAAAAAAAAAAAUAUUCAGUAGAAUAAAUCAGGUUUAUAUGAGAUUCAUGAUAUUAAUGAAUGCAUUUUGUACGCAAGAAAUACUUGGUUUGAUGUCUUUGACGAAUAAAAAAAAAAAGGUACCACAGACUCAUCCUUUGAAGCGUGUUCUGUCACGAUUUGCAUAUUGUGCGUGUCACUGAUGGGAAACCUUAUUGGGUUCAUCAGAUAUGUUUCAUGAUCAAAGGACAGCAUAUGCAGCUCUAAAAAGUGUGUGUUUGAUACAGUGUACGUUUUCUACAAGAUUGUUCCUAUAAAUAAUGAAUCCCCACACAUUAUUAUUAUUAUGUGCUGUUCCCCUGAGCCUCUUAAAGGUGAAGCAAUCAGGAGUCUGAGACCAAACGUGUUCCAACGCC